Molecule: messenger RNA, 426 nt
Organism: Closterium sp. NIES-65
Lineage: Eukaryota; Viridiplantae; Streptophyta; Zygnematophyceae; Desmidiales; Closteriaceae
Source: the annotation of a GenBank genome assembly
AUGGACAUGGACGUGGACGUGGACGUGGACGUGGACGUGGACGUGGACGUGGACGUGGAGAACAUGGACGUGGACAUGGACGUGAACGUGGACGUGGACGUGGACGUGGACGUGGACGUGCACGUGGACGUGGACGUGGACGUGGACGUGGACGUGGACGUGGACAUGGACGUGGACAUGGACGUGGACGUGGACGUGGACGUGGACAUGGACGUGGACGUAGACGUAGACGUGGACGUGGACGUGGACAUGGACGUGGACGUGGACGUGGACGUGCACGUGGAGGACGUGGACGUGGACGUGGACGUGGACGUGGAGAACUUGGAGGUGGACAUGGACGUGAACGUGGACGAGGACGUGGACGUGGAGGACUUGGACGUGGACAUGGACGUGGACGUGGAGUGGACGUGGACGUGGACAUGCUAG